This is a messenger RNA of Acanthopagrus latus (yellowfin seabream), 4228 nucleotides long. It is a transcript of the gene dipk2ab, whose product is annotated as divergent protein kinase domain 2Ab. NCBI's taxonomy places the organism in Eukaryota, Metazoa, Chordata, Actinopteri, Spariformes, Sparidae. The coding region runs from base 727 to 2031 and encodes 434 amino acids. The transcript is spliced from 4 exons. The record is from RefSeq and is a predicted model, not a curated record.
UCGCAAAGGCUGGAGAGGCUGGUGUUGAAAAGAGUCGAAACAGAACCCAUUGUGGUGUUGGAGAGGAGUGAGCUACCGCCAGAGAGAAGAAGGAAAGAGGGUAAUUCCCUGACCACAAAGGGACUCAUGAUACGCGGACAGAUACGGACGACAAUGCACAACGCGGACGCUGUUUUCUUUUGUGAGGGGGACCGCGUCGUCCGGUCGGAAAGAGCCGGUAUAUGAAGAGUUAAGACUCGACAUCCCAACUGUUUAUUUCUGCAGCUAGCAGGCUAGCAGGCUAGAUACCUAGGAGCUAGAAAUGGGAAGCCCGUGUGAGUUUGCAUGAUAGAGAUCUCCGUCGAGAUUUGGACGAGAAGCGGUUUUCGGGGCUCAGAUACGGUCGGCGGUGGUUUCAAGUAUCGGUCGUCCAACUUUGAAGAAUGAUAUCAACGGAGCGUUAAGCAAUUCACUACACUACAGACACCGGAGGGGGAAGAAAAGUCAUACAGGCCCACUGGCUCGAGAUUGUUCACAAACACCGAGAAGGGAGAACAUGACUCACUGGCCUCUGCCGGAGACUGGCACGGGGCAGCUGUGCCAACCUCGCCCCUGCCUGCCACUUUAGAAGCUCCCCCAGAACACCAUGACGGAGAGGCAUUGAGGUUGGCUUCCUGACGAUCAUCUCAGUACCUCUCCUCCUCCCUGUCCCUCAAGAACCCCCCCUGCCCCUGCUCCAUCCCCAUCAUGCUGCGCUUCCUGCCUCUCAAACUUGGCCGCCUGUACCGCUGUCUGAAGCUCUUGCUGGUGGUGGGAUUGUUUGUCAUCCUGUUGAUGAACACCCACAACCUGUUCGCCUCCUUCCAGAAGAAUGAACUCACUGACAGACGCUUCAUCAACCUCAACAAGUGUCCCGCCUGCUUUGGCACCAGCUGGUGCCGCAAAUUCAUGAACGGUCAGGUUUCCUUCGAGACCUGGGGUCGCUUACGAUUCCUAGACGUUUUCAAUGUCAAGAAUGUUUACUUUGCCCAGUACGGUGAGCCCAGAGAGGGCACCCGUCGUGUGGUGCUCAAACGACUUGGCUCUAACCAGGAGCUGGCUGAGAUAGACCAGAAAAUCUGCAAGCGAGCCACUGGCAGGCCACGCUGUGACCUCAUCCAGGCGAUGUACAAGACUGAAUUCGCCCGCAUCAAUGGCGACGUUCGUCUGCUGACCCCAGAGGUGGUGGAGGGCUGGUCAGACCUGGUGCACUGCCCCUCUCAGAGGCUGCUGGACCGGGUAGUCCGCAGGUACGCCGAGACCAAAGACUCAGGCAGCUUCCUGCUGAAGAACCUCAAGGACACGGAGAGAAUGCAGCUGCUCAUGACCUUGGCAUUCAACCCAGAACCACUCGUAUUACAGAGCUUUCCCUCAGACGAGGGGUGGCCAUUCGCCAAGUACCUGGGAGCCUGUGGGCGCGUGGUAGCUGUCAACUACGUGGGCGAGGAGCUGUGGAGCUUCUACAACGCACCCUGGGAGAAGAGGGUGGACUUGGCACGCCAGCUGAUGGACAUUGCCGAGCAGCUCACCAACAACGACUUUGAGUUCGCCCUCUACCUGCUCGACGUCAGCUUCGACAACUUCGCGGUCGGCCCGCGCGACGGAAAGGUCAUCGUCGUCGACGCCGAGAAUGUCCUUGUGGCCGACAAAAGGCUGAUCAAGCAGAACAAGCCAGAGAGCUACGACGUGUGGUAUGAGAGCCGCUUCGAGGAGUGCGACAGGGAGGCCUGCCUGUCUUUCUCCAAGGACUCCCUUUGUUCCAGGGUCACCGUGGACCACAACUACUAUGCCGUGUGCCAGAACCUGCUGUCGCGGUACGCUACGUGGCGGGGCACCACCGGAGGCCUCCUCCACGACCCCCCCGCCCACAUAGCCAAAGAUGGACAACUCGAGGCCCUGCUGGACGAGUGCACCAAACCCAAAAAGCGCUACGGCCGCUUCCAGGCGGCCAAGGAACUGCGCGAAUACCUCACGCAGCUAGCUGCCGCUUCCUCCUCGGCCACAGCCAGGUAAUGAAUGGAGUCGGCGUUUAGCCUGACACACUGACUGACUGGAUCCUGUACUCUGUAUCUCCGGACUCUCCAGAUCCUGGUUCUUGUACAUGAUGUCAUUUGCUCCCCUUUGUGCGCUGGAGCUGGAAGGUGUUAGAGGUCUUGCAUCGGGAAGUGUAAGAAUCAAACUUCAAAGCAGAUUUGUUAAAGCGCCGGCUUUUACUUGACUUUGGUCUCGAGUGUGGCGCUAAGAGAUUCUGGUUAGAACCAGGAUAGAGAGGGGGAUAGAGGUAACCCCCUUCUCUCCCAGGGUGGGCUGCCAUCCUUGGGUGUGGAGGCGAGAAAGGGCUCCAGUAAACGCAUCCUUCACUGGAACCCAGGCUAACGCAAAGCAGAACAUCCAAGCAGCAGCAGCAGCAGCAGCAGCAGCCGUGACCACAUCCAUCCUCCUGUUCACUCCUCAGUCUAUCAGAACUGUUGCGUUUCAUGACAUUGAAUCCUAACACCUGUUUCAUUUUGCCCCCAGGAUCUCUUGUUUGUUUUUAUGUGGUUUUUUUUUUUCCUUUUUCCAGGGCUGAAUUUAAGUAGAUUGGUGCGUUUUACAUUUUUGCUGUGCCAUGGCUUUUCUGUUUUUUGUUUUUUUGUUGUUUUUUUUUUUUCUCUCCCCCUCUCCGUAUGGCAUGGCUGCAGGGAAACAGCGAAGGUAGCAUGAAUCUCCUGCUGUCAGGCAGCGGGGGAAGGUGGAGAGGAGGUGCAGGAGGUUGGGGCUUUCAUGCAGGAGAAAAGAAAACCCUUGACGGCUAUAGGAGUCUAAUUUCCUGCUACUCCAAUCAAUCACUUGAUUUCCAGGUUCCAAGAUUGUGGCAAUCAUCUUCUUCUUUUUCUUUUUUUUUUUCAAGUGUGUGUUUUUCUUGUUUUGUUUUUGUUUUUUUUUAAUGGGAAACCGAGAGAGUGAGACAGCUGCACAUAGGAAAAGGAAGGGAAUGAUAGGACAGCGGUGGUCCCUUGAUGCAGAUGUGCCUAUACCAAAGAGGCUAUAUAUAAUAUUAAGAACCCUGAGCAGUACAGAGUGAUGGCACCUUUCCCUCCAGUUGUCCAAAGGAACCGUAAAUGUGUACACAAUCUCAUAUGAGCUGGCAGGCCUGCAUGCUGAUUUUUUUUUUUCUUCUAUUUUCCAAUAAGAAACUAAAUCCAGUUUUUCAAGUCAGAACCUUGACGUGUUUUUCUGCAACAAAGCUAAAGCAAAAAAAAAAAAAAAGUCUUGACUAAACAAAAGUUGGAAAUAAAGUGAUGCUCGAGAGGACUAGAAACACAAUAAAGCAGCGUAGUAGUGGCCUCCAGUGCCAGAUUCCCUUUAAAUGUCUGUAAUUGAUAAAUGAAUCCUGUUGUCAAACUUCUCCCACUAGCACUGAGUGCUGUAAGCUCUAUCAAGCAAAUGUGAAAAAAAAGGGGGCAGGGGGGAGUGAAAAUAUCCUAAAUUACCUUCCUGCUCCAGAACUGGCUUCUGACCUGCGCUUUUUAAAAUUUUGCAGCCCCUGGAAGAAGGAAAAAAAAAUAAAACACAUCCUACUGAAUAUUUAAACACCACUUAGAAGCUGGGUUGAUUUUACACUCUGUGGACCAACGAAUUAAAGCAUAAAUAUGGGCUCAUUUGGUAAUGGAUUAUGAGAGAUCUUACACAAACAACCUUUAAAAAUGGGAAAAAAAAAAAGGGAGAGAAAUCUCCCUCUUGGGCUGUAUAUGUUUUGUAGGUCAUCUGUCUUGAUGUUGUGAAUCAGACUCUAAAUGCCCAGUGGAGUGUUGUGUAGCACGGUCAAUAAUCAAGUAAAUAUGAGCCACUCCAUCUGCGGGGAAAACUAGAAAGCAAGGCGGUUGCUUAUUUGGCCUUCCGCAAGACCCGCGGCCCUGACGCGACCCCUUGCCAGUAAAGGAAAAGCAAUAAAGAGAAGUUUGACGAACAGAUUUGUGGUUUUUGAACCCUCUCUAUGUUGUGUCGGAUACAUUUCUGUUUCCCCCGUCUGGACGAUGUUGAACCUGGAGGGAUUUGUACGUGCGUGAACUAACUGUCCACUUUUGUACUGUAAUUUCUUUUGAGUAUUAUAUCAGCAUUGUCUGAUUUUUCCUGUGCCUUUCAUUCAAAAGUUGUAUUGACAACUUUUAGUGGGUUUAAAUAUUAAAAAUAAAAAAGAUAUAUAUAUAUAUAUAUAUAGAUAUAUUCA